GGCGGCCGGCUCCUCAGCCUUUCUCGCCCGAGGGCGGGCCGUGCGGGUGGAGCCUGUGCCUGGAAACAGCCUUCCCGGGACUCGGACCCCAGGACAGGCCCAGGUUGAGCCUGACCUGUGGCCUGUCCCUGGCCCUCUAGUGAAGCCUCCUCAGGUGGGAACUUCUGCCUGCCUGCCCUACAGAGGAGCCCUCCCACCACCCAGACGCUCCCAGAACCCUCACCCAGGCAGGGGGUUGGCUUGGCCCCAGCCUGGUCUGGACGUGUGUCCCCCGCUCCUCUCCCCGCUGGCCUUCGGCCGUCCUCCCGGGCAGCCCCUCCCCCACCUCCCGGCCCCAGGAUGGGCGAGUUUGGGGAGAAGUCGACAGCAUGCGGCACCGUCUGCCUCAAGUACCUGCUCUUCACCUUCAACUGCUGCUUCUGGCUGGCUGGUCUGGCCGUCAUGGCCGUGGGCAUCUGGACGCUGGCCCUCAAGAGCGACUACAUCAGCCUGCUGGCCUCGGGCACCUACCUGGCCACAGCCUACAUCCUGGUGGUGGCGGGCGUUGUCGUCAUGGUGACCGGGGCGCUGGGCUGCUGUGCCACCUUCAAGGAGCGGAGGAACCUGCUGCGUCUGUACUUCGGCCUGCUCCUUAUCAUCUUUCUGCUGGAGAUCAUUGCGGGGGUCCUGGCCUACGUCUACUACCAGCAGCUGAACGCAGAGCUCAAGGAGAACCUCAAGGACACCAUGACCAGGCGGUACCACCAGCCGGGCCACGAGGGCGUGACCAGCGCUGUGGACAAGCUGCAGCAGGAGUUCCACUGCUGCGGCAGCAACAGCUCGCGGGACUGGCAGGACAGUGAGUGGAUCCGCUCGGGCGAGGCGGACGGACGGGUGGUCCCCGACAGCUGCUGCAAGACUGUGGUGCCUGGCUGUGGGCGGCGGGACCACGCCUCCAACAUCUACAAAGUGGAGGGCGGCUGCAUUACCAAGCUGGAGACCUUCAUCCAGGAGCACCUGAGGGUCAUCGGGGCCGUGGGCCUGGGCAUCGCCUGUGUGCAGGUGUUCGGGAUGCUCUUCACCUGCUGCCUGUACAAGAGCCUGAAGCUGGAGCACUACUGAGUGUGUCCGCGGGCGCUGGCCCUCCGUGCGCUGCAGCUUCUUGCGACGCGCUUACUGACACUCCUGAGAGCCCCAGUGCUGCGGUCCAGGUGGCGACCCUGCCCCUCGCCUACCGGGGAGACUGUCCUGCUGCCUGGGCCCCCCACCGUGCCAUCACCGUGCCCUCUGGGGACCCUCAAGCCCCAGAGGCAGCUUCAAGUGCCUUUAGCUACACACCAAAGUCCCAAGGCCUAAGGUCAGCCCCACCUACCUGCUGGGCUGGGGGUUAGCAACAAAGGCCCCCCUCCCGCCACCGUCUUUGGGCUGAGAUCGGGGCCUUGGGGUGCUCCCUGAGGCCUGUGCCAGUUGGGCAGAAAUGGGCUGGCGCAGGGGGGCCAGGCAGCAGCAGGUGAGGCGGCCCCAGGUGCCUCCCCCAGGCCCCCUGGGGACCGGGCCUCCUCCUCAACCAGGGAAGAGCCGUCCGGGCCGGGCCUCGGCCGCCCCCCCCGCUGACCGUCUGCAGCCUGUACUGACUAGGUCGCCGCUCCCCCAGAGGCAGGACCCUGAGGGUUAGAGUCGCUGCUGUGCCCCACGCCUGGACUGCUCCUGCUCCUCGAUAGGUGCUCAAUAAAUGUCUGUGGAACGGA
Budorcas taxicolor (takin) is the source of this 1727-nucleotide messenger RNA. It is a transcript of the gene CD151, whose product is annotated as CD151 molecule (Raph blood group). Bases 340 to 1101 code for a protein of 253 amino acids. The transcript is spliced from 9 exons. Gene Ontology annotation, cellular component: membrane. Lineage: Eukaryota; Metazoa; Chordata; Mammalia; Artiodactyla; Bovidae. The record is from RefSeq and is a predicted model, not a curated record.